CGCGGCGAAAUGAUCUACUGUUUUUACCAUAGUGCUACGUUUUCCUGUCGGUAAAUAAAGUUUAAAUACGGUGUCGCGUCGAAGCGCAGUGUAAAUGCAUAGUCUUCUUAAGUGUUGCAAGACAAUCGGUUGUCUAAAGCUAGUGUGCUCUGUUUUCUGCGUUUGAUCGUAUCUAGUAGAGACAUAUACAGGUUUCCUAGCUGCAGCUAACCACGGUUUAUUAGACCACAGCGUGUCAGCUGCCGCUAGCAUGCUAGCUUAGCCAAGCUUGGAGUAACUUUGUUUCAGCCUACUUCAAGGGACCAUCGUCAAACUCGUCGACGCCAGCAGAGGGAGCGUCGUACACGGCCGUUCCCCCCGUGCGCCACUUUAAGUGAAAUGGGAAGCCUUGAAACCUCCGUGUUUGUAUCUUGAAAUUGCGAGCGGAGUUGAGCACCAUAUUGAAUCAAAGUUGCCAACUCCUUGACAAAUGUUUUAUAACUCCCAGACUUCAAACUUUAGCGGGUAUCCGAGCGCGCGGCAGCAUCGCGAGUGUAAUGGACGCGCUGUAGGCGACUUGUUGCGACGUUUGGCGGAGCGCUUCAGCUUAGUUUCCCUACAUGUUAAGUUGGUUUGAUGCAGCAGCGACUCGGCGAACAAUCUCUAAGUUUAAAGUGUGAGGUCAGCGCUGUGGACCAGACCUGGAUGUGAUGGACCAUCCGUCCUCAGUGAUCACCCAAGUCAGCCGCGAUGAAGAGGCGAAUAAAAGCGCGGGGGAGAGAGGUUCUUCUCCCUCUCUGUCCUCCACGAAGCCCCGGAGCAGAGGCCUCUUCUCCAGCCUUCUGUGCUGCCUUUGUCGGGACCAUCCAGAGCCGCCACCGGUCAACAACAACGCUCCUCUGCUGGUCGAGGAGAACGGAACCCUCUCCAAGGUGCAGGUGAAGCCACUUCUGCCUCCAGUCAAGUCAAAAGAUGCUGGAAAGAUCUGCGUGGUGAUAGAUCUGGAUGAGACGCUGGUGCACAGCUCUUUCAAGCCUGUGAACAACGCAGAUUUCAUCAUUCCUGUGGAAAUAGAUGGAACGAUACACCAGGUGUAUGUCCUGAAGCGGCCCUACGUCGACGAGUUCCUCAAGAGAAUGGGGGAACUGUUCGAGUGCGUCCUGUUCACCGCCAGUUUAGCCAAGUACGCAGACCCCGUUUCAGACCUGUUGGACAAGUGGGGCGCUUUCCGCUGCCGCCUCUUCCGGGAGUCCUGCGUCUUCCACCGAGGGAACUACGUCAAGGACCUGAGUCGCCUGGGUCGCGACCUCGACAGGGUCAUCAUCGUGGACAAUUCCCCAGCCUCCUACAUCUUCCACCCUGACAAUGCAGUGCCCGUGGCGUCAUGGUUCGACGAUAUGUCAGACACUGAGCUGCUGGACCUCAUCCCUUUCUUUGAGAGACUGAGCAAAGUGGACAACGUCUACACAGUCCUCAAGCAACAAGGGACCACAAGCUAACAGUGUUCAACUUUUUGCAUCUCAGCUCAGAACAAAACGACGUACAAAAUGGAAAAUGUCCACACCAGCAAGGCUCCAGCUCCAGCUCUCACUGCCCACCAGAACACAGACUGUCCCACAUGAUGUUCUUGGGCUUCGUAGGCGACUAUGACUUCUUCAUCACUGCCACCUUCUGGUCAAACGCAGACCUGGCCAAAAUAGCCAUACAGCUUCCUCCCUGAACCAGCUGAAAUGAAAUGAAAGGAUGUAUGAAUGUCUAGGGACCUUAUUAAAUACGCAGUACAGUAAACAAAGCAGAAGUCCGUAGCCAUGAAUCCUCUGGACACGGACUGGGUACUGGACGUCUUGCUUGGCUUCUCCAAUGUCAUCCAAAAAUUGGAUGCAGGACAUGGUAAGCGAGGAAAGGAAUCUUUUGGAAAGGUUUACAUGCAAAUAAACUUGAUCAGUCUUGUCAUAGAAAGAGAGAUGGUGUAAUAGUACUGUAGGUAUUGUUGAAAGGUUUUGGAACAGCAUUAUUUUCAUCACACGCCCAUUCUUUCACUUAAUUCAUCUUCAGUUCAUGCUGCUGUCAUUUUAGAGUUUUUAGAUCAGGUAUUUUAGCAUAAUGUCAGUGUUAUAUAUGAAUCUGAAAAAAUAGGCUGUAAUUUUAAAUAAAUUCAACAAUUUAAAUAAAAAAACAAGGGACAGAACUUUACAAGCCUGUAGCUCAGACCACCUUUUUAAACUAAAGUUAAAAACAAUACAGUUUGCUCUCAACAAUGCACGAUAAAUUGUUUGGGGGAUUUACAUUUAAUAUCAAACACAAUGUGUGUUGCCUUUUUCUACCAAUAAGUGGGAAACAUCAGUCGAUAUAACAAUGGAUUCACAAUAAACUAGUCGAGUUCUGUUGACAAGGUUCAUUACUGGAAAAGAUGAUUACUGCGGUAUGUUUUCCUAAACACUAAUAUGAAUAACAAACCAUCUGCUUGUGACAGACAGCUGCUAUGCUAUCAGAUGUGCCUUUCCAAGGGUUGGGACUGCUGGAUGCCCUGAAUGCAAAAUAUAGAUGCAGAGAAUGAGGGAGAACCAGAGUUCACUUGUAAAACCACCUGGAAGUCAGUCGUUGUCAUGCUGCAUUAAAACCGUGGCUCCAUUGAUGUAUGAUUAGUACCGUGUUUUCUUUUAAGGCCACAUAUAAAACUUGAAUUUCUCUCUGCGAUAGCGUACAAAUAAAUUGCUUAGGAAAGUUAGUUUGGAUUAUUCAUUGGCUUCUUAUAAGCUUUCGUUCUGUAUUUUGUUUUUCUUUAAUUUUCUUCAACCUAAGCGGUACACAUGGGCUGGAAACCCUUUCAGGAACUAGUUUAAAAGUUUGGCAGUUGACAUGAGAAUUCAUACGAAAAAGUGCUUCAAUUCAAUCCAGAAGAGAGUAUGAGAGUAGUGUGUUGAUUACACAUGACAUAAUGUUAAGGUAAAUUCCUAGCGUUUACUGGCUCUAAACAUGCAAACAUUUGCUUCUGUGUUGUCUUGUUUCCCCAUUUGCUGUAUUAUAGACUUUUAUCAUACAUGAUGGUGUUUUGUAGCGUGAGAUGAUGUGAGGAUGGGAUUUUCCUUUUUAUGUUGUCAGUUUUAACAGGUGUGGAGUUGUGCGUUUGAUCUGUACUGCAUUAUUUUAGCAGUACACAGGGACAUUGGAAGCUGAGCUUCUUCAGCUGGUCAAAGUAAACGGCCCGGCCUCCUGCAGGCCAAUCAGGCCCUUUCUCCCUCAUUUGCGUUGACAAUAAUGUGUUGACACUGAUGAAUGAAACUGUGGAUUUGACUCGAAACCUCAAAAGCAGGCUUGGUAUGUGGCAUAACCUGAAUGGAGCAGAGGUGACUGGAUAAAAUCCACCGUAUUAAGAGCUAUUACAUUAUUUUCUUCCUAUGUUUAACAAUUAUUUUCAAUCAAAUUAGCUUUUUUGUUUUCUAAACCGUUACUGAUUUUAAUUCUUUGUGUUGCCUACCAGUGCUUUUCUGAUACAAUAUUCUUAGUGUGUUUUCCAGAGGGGAAACAUUAGUUUUGCUGUUUUCUGAGUAAGGCCUGAUAUGUUACCUCACGUGUUAAUAAGUAAUAUAUGAAUCAGAAAGCCCAGCUAUUUGUACGGGGAUAGGAUCUGACCGUUGUGGGCACAUACCAGGGUUAAUUAUUUUUGAAAGUGUGUUCUUUGUAAGCCAUGAACAUGUCUCCAUUACAUUAAAGUCAGAGGAACAGUGGCCAUUUGAUAAGAUGUAAAGAAAAAAACUAGGAUGGGGCCCAUUUGCUGAUACUGUACUUCUUACACAUUCAAUAGAUAUGUAUAUUGUGUUUUGCACAGUAAUAAAGCAAACAAAUUUCAUUAAUAUAUGGAAUUUUCAUGUUACUGUACUCAUGAUUCAGUAGAUGUAACCUAAUUUUUACAUUUGUUUUAUUAUCAUACCAAAUUAUAUAUGGACUAUGUAAUAAUGCAAUUUCUUCUCAUAAAGGCUUAAUGAAAUGUCCAAAGGUUGUCUAAGUAUUUCUUUUGAAUACAGCCUGUGUGUACAUCCUCUGCAAUGGACAGGGACGUUGGGGUGAGCUUGUGAACAGUCCCGUGGGUUUCCAUGCGUACAAAUGGGCUCGGCUGCAGGUUCUCUCCAUUCAGAGUCCAAGCGGGAGGCUUGUUUAUGUCAACAGACACCUCGCACUUGAAGCAUGCCGGCUCCGGCUCCAUCACCUCCACAUCUUCUAGCUCUCUGACCACCACAAGGGCCUGGGCUGCAACAACAUGAAAGCAGGAGAUUGUUACUAUCAUAUGAGCAAAAUUAAAUAUGUUAUUAUUCAUUCAUUAAGUCCACCCAACUUACUUUCCACCAUGAGUUUGGCUUUUGACGUGUGCUCCCCAACCGUAAUACUGUAGGUACCCUCAUCCUCAACCGCCACUUCCUGGAUCACCAGCUUAUGAGAGCAACCGUCUACCAAGAUCUCCAUGCGAUCUGAAGAAACCAGCUCCUCCUUGCCCUUGUACCAAGCAGCGCUGCAGCGAGUGGAGGAAACUGUGCACUCAAGGAUCACACGAUGUUUCUCCAGAGCCGUUCGGUCACGCAGAGGUUUAACAAUGGAAACAGGAAGCUCUGAACAAGUCAAACCUUCAGUGCGCAUCUUGAUGCUGCUAGAGGGCCGAAUUUUAUGGCCAUCUUUGUACCACUCCCCUGUCACUUCCUCCAAAGAAACCUCACACAUGAAGACGGCAUUCUGGUCCUCCUGGAUAUAAAGAUCCUCCAGAUCCUGCACUAUCUCCAGUUCAUGCUC
Molecule: messenger RNA, 4761 nt
Organism: Betta splendens (Siamese fighting fish)
Lineage: Eukaryota; Metazoa; Chordata; Actinopteri; Anabantiformes; Osphronemidae
Product: carboxy-terminal domain RNA polymerase II polypeptide A small phosphatase 1-like
Exons: 9
Coding region: 690-1478 (262 amino acids)
Molecular function (GO): RNA polymerase II CTD heptapeptide repeat phosphatase activity
Source: RefSeq, a predicted model, not a curated record